GAUUUGCAGGAAUUUAUAUAAAGGAAGAGGUGCAGCGUACUGCUGUUCAGCACAUCGACUCCAUUCACAGCAUUCACAUUCGCUCUACAACAACCAGCAUCAUGAAGUCAUUCGCAGCAAUCACUCUUGUUUGCGCGGCGCUCGCUGAAGUUGCCCACGGUCACUACAUCUUCCAGUACCUCACAGCGAACGGUGUCAAGGGCGCUCAGUACCAGAAUAUCCGCCAGAACACCAACAACAACUCGCCUGUCACCGACCUCGCCUCCAACGAUCUGCGUUGCAAUGUUGGCGGUGGAAGUGGAGCAUCAACCACCACGGUCUCGGUCGCUGCUGGAUCAUCAGUCACAUUCACAGCAGACCAGGCUGUGUACCACCAGGGCCCCGUUUCCUUCUACCUGACCAAGGUCAACAGCGCCGCUGCUGCUGAUGGCUCCACCGACUGGGUCAAAAUCAAGGAGAUCGGCCCCACCUUCUCUGGCGGCCAGGCCACCUGGGACUUGAAGGACAACUACGCAGUCACAAUCCCCUCCUGCGUUGCUGCUGGCGAGUACCUGCUCCGCAUCGAGCAGCUCGCAAUCCACAACCCCGGCUCUCCUCCCCAGUUCUACAUCUCCUGCGCCCAGAUCAAGGUCACUGGCGGCGGAUCGAAGACACUCUCGCCCACAACCAAGAUCCCGGGACAUGUCAAGUCAACAGACCCCGGCUUCACUGCCAACAUCUACAACAACUUCAACAGCUACAUUGUUCCCGGCCCGAAGGUUGCGACCUGCUAGGUGGAGAGCGGAUUGUAAUGACUGUCACAUUUUUUGAAAGUUC
Molecule: messenger RNA, 816 nt
Organism: Boeremia exigua
Lineage: Eukaryota; Fungi; Ascomycota; Dothideomycetes; Pleosporales; Didymellaceae
Product: glycoside hydrolase family 61 protein-like protein
Exons: 2
Coding region: 102-773 (223 amino acids)
Source: RefSeq, a predicted model, not a curated record